GCCCAUCUUCGGGCUGUGCAGCCAUGCUCUGGGUGCCUUGACCGCACAGAAGCCCAUGGGGAGCCCCAGACAGGCAGCCCUGCUCCUGCCUCUCUGCCUGCUGUUCAUUGGCCUCUCUGCUUCCUCUGGGAUUGGCUGCCCCUGUCUGCCCCGCUGGAACACCCGCUGUCUGCUGGCCUCCCACAUGGAUGACAGUUUCACUGGAAGUUCUGCUCAUAUUCUUUGCCAUACCCGGUUGGCCCUCCCCACCUCCCCAAAGUCUUGGUGUGCUCCGCUCUGGCACUGCCCCUACUGUUUGUACCUGCGCCUGGUGUCAGCUCCUUCAGGCUUUCAGUGGGGCUGUUUCCACUGCCUGGUGCAGAAAUCCAAAAAGUUUUACAUGUUCCAGUUCUGUAGGAGACACAAGAUGCCAGCAUCUGCUCAGAGGAAAGUGCUGAGUAGCUGUUGCCUAUCUGAGAAGGGCCAUCACAUCUCCGUCGCCUCCCCAGACAUCUCCCACAAGGGGCUGCGCUCCAAAAGGACCCAUUUUUUGGAUCCAGUGACAGUGAAAAGCCUUCUGAGACAGAGCUCACAAAGGGGGCCCGAGUUCUCCUUUGACUUGCUGCCUGAGGCACGGGCCAUUCGAGUGAGCAUUCCCCCAGGCCCUGAGGUCAGCGUGCGUCUUUGUCACCAGUGGGCAUUAGAGUGUGAAGAGCUGAGCAGUCCCUUUGAUGCUCAGAAAAUUGUGUCUUGGGGCCACACCGUAGACCUGCUUUAUGAAUUCCUUCUGCCCUGUCUGUGCAUAGAGGCAUCCUACCUGCAAGAGGACACUGUGAGGCGCAAAAAAUGUCCCUUCCAGAGCUGGCCUGAAGCCUAUGGCUCCGACUUCUGGAAGUCAGUGAACUUUACUGACUACAGCCAGCACAGUCAGAUGGUCAUGGCCCUGACACUCCGCUGCCCACUGAAGCUGGAGGCCUCCCUCUGCCAGAGGCAGGGCUGGCACACCCUCUGCGAAGACCUCCCCAAUGCCACGGCUCAAGAAUCAGAUGGGUGGUAUGUUUUGGAGAAAGUGGACUUGCACCCCCAGCUUUGCUUCAAGUUCUCUUUUGGAAACAGCAGCCAUGUCGAAUGUCCCCACCGGACUGCCCCAUCCUGGAACGUGAGCAUGGACACUCAGGCCCAACAGCUGAUUCUUCACUUCUCCACAAGGAUGCAUGCCACAUUCAGUGCUGCCUGGAGCCACCCAGGCUUGGGCCAAGACAGCCUGGUGCCCCCUGUGUACAGCAUUAGCCAGACUCGGGGCUCAAGCCCAGUGACACUAGACCUCAUCAUUCCCUUCCUGAGGCCAGGGGGCUGUGUCUUGGUGUGGAGGUCAGAUGUCCAGUUUGCCUGGAAGCACCUCUUGUGUCCAGAUGUGUCUCAUAGACACCUGGGACUCUUGAUCCUGGCACUACUGGUUCUCACUACCUUCUUGGGCGUUGUUCUGGUCGUCACCCGCCGGCGCCCACUGUCAGGCCCUGGCGGAGCUCGGCCGGUGCUGCUCCUGCACGCGGCAGACUCGGAGGAGCAGCGGCGCCUGGUGGGGGCGCUGGCUGAACUGCUGCGGGCCGCGCUGGGCGGCGGGCGCGACGUGAUCGUAGACCUGUGGGAGGGGACGCGCGUGGCGCGCAUGGGGCCGCUGCCCUGGCUGUGGGCGGCGCGGGCGCGCGUGGCUAGGGAGCGGGGCACCGUGUUGCUGCUGUGGAGCAGUGCCGGCCCCAGCCCUCCCCGCGACCCCGACUCCCGCGCUGCGCCCCUGCGUACUCUGCUCCGCGCCGCCCCGCGGCCGCUUCUGCUGCUCGCUUACUUCAGUCACCUCUGCGCCAAAGGCGACAUUCCCCCGCCGCUGCGCGCCCUGCCGCGCUACCGUCUGCUGCGCGACCUGCCUCGCUUGCUGAGGGCUCUGGACGCGAGACCUUCCACCAAAGCUACCGGCUGGGGCCGCCUCAGCGCUCGGCGUUGCCUGCGCAGUCGUUUGGAGCUGUGUCACAGGCUGGAACUCCAGGCAGCCAAACUUGCCCAUCAAGACUGAGCAGAGCUCCUCCACAAUCCAGAUGUCUUAGCCGCAAGUGUAGGGGCACUGGCUGGCACCCCAGAAAGAGGCUUCUACCCUGAAAUCUUCGGGGUGCCUCCUGAGGACUACUGCCUGGAAAGCCUCAUUCCCUGCCUCCCAGGCAAGGACCAGAACACUUGACUCACUACCAGAUCCUCCACAUGUGUGUCCGUCUGGCUUCUUCUUGAUGCUUCUCUGCCUCGCAGAACCCCCAGAAAGAGUAUCUCUUUACUGAGAGCUCCUCUAACCGCAGUCCUGUUGUGGGGAGAGGGAUCUUCCACCUUCCUCUCACCAAAAUUCCAGAGAGUAGUCUGCACAUGCUGGAGAGUUUGGGACAGGGGUAGGAAAGGAAGGAGCUAUGGCAGUUCCGAAGCGGGGUGAUUCCAGGGAAGUGGGAGAAAACUCCCUUGGAGGCCAAGGAACCCCCUUUCCCAAACCCAGGCCUUGCCCAGAUGGGGAGGGAGGGAGGAUUCUGGACUCAAGGAAAAUGGCUUUGGCCCUGGGUGGCCAGGGCAAAGGCGGGACAGUAGAGACCAAGAUGGAGAAAGAUGAAUAAAGGCAAAUA
Molecule: messenger RNA, 2636 nt
Organism: Pteropus alecto (black flying fox)
Lineage: Eukaryota; Metazoa; Chordata; Mammalia; Chiroptera; Pteropodidae
Gene: IL17RE
Product: interleukin 17 receptor E
Exons: 16
Coding region: 56-2050 (664 amino acids)
Molecular function (GO): interleukin-17 receptor activity
Source: RefSeq, a predicted model, not a curated record